AACUUUUUGUCAUAACGGAUUGUUUUCGUGAUCUAUAUACGUGUCUGUGCAAAGUACUUUCUAUCUGAAAGAUGUGAACGUGUGGUAAUUUUAAAUAUUUCGCAGAAUCAAAUAUUAUAAUAAAAUUACUAACUUAAAUAAAAACUCAUAUACAUUUGUAUAUGAAAAAUACUCGUAAAUGAUAAUUUAAUUAAAACCAAAAGACAUUUUACAUGCUAAUAAACUUUAUAUUGUCCCGACGGAGCCAAUCAACAAUUAAGUCAAACUGGAGGAGAAUAAAUGUGAACCUAUCUACAAAUACAAAUACAGGAUGAGUCUUGAUUUCCUGGAAAACUUAUCUAGUGAUUAUGAAAAUGCUCUAGUUUUAACUGGAUUUGGAAAGUUUCAUUUGCUUUUGCUGACAAUAUGUGGCCUUAUUUACUUAAACACAGCCAUUGGUGUGACUAUUUUGUCAUUUGUUCUUCCAUCAGCGACAUGUGACUUUCAAAUGACAUCUCAAGAUAAAGGAUGGCUAUCAGCCUCGCCCAUGCUUGGCAUGCUACUGGGAUCAUAUUUUUGGGGAUGUCUGGCAGAUACAAAGGGUAGAAAAAUCGUACUCAUCGCAACUUUAAUAGCAGACGGAAUUUGCGGUUUAUUGUCAUCAAUAGCGCCGUACUAUUUAAUGUUCCUGUGCAUACGUUUCUUCAAUGGAUUCAACGUAGCAGGCGCCAUGGGCAUUGUAUUUCCAUAUUUAGGAGAAUUUCAACCAACCAAAUAUCGGGAGAAGAUUUUAUGUUGGAUGGAAUUAUUUUGGACAUGUGGCAUUAUAAUUUUGCCAGGUAUCGCGUGGUUAGUCAUUCCUGUUGUAAUUCAUUUGGAAUCAGACGUAUUCUUUUAUCACAGUUGGAAUCUAUUUGUUGCAAUUUGUGCAAUUCCCAGUUUAUUACUGGGUUGCUGGUUAUUUGCUUUUCCCGAAAGUCCCAAAUUUUUACUAGAACAUGGAGAAACUGAAAAAGCACUUAAAAUUCUUGUAUAUAUGUUUGCUAAGAAUACUGGACGAAAACCAGAAGAUUAUCCAUGCAAGAGUCUCAUUGCUCCGAGUCGAACUACAGAAAAAACUGGUGAGAAAAGCGUGCGAAAUUUAAGACUUCGAAAGCCAGAAGAACUGAAGUUAUUGCUUGCAGAAAUUUGGUCACAAACAAAAACACUCUGCAAGAAACCUCAUCUGAGAAAUACAUCAUUAACAUGCGCCAUUCAAUUUUGUCUGACAACGAGCUACUACACAUUAAUGGUAUGGUUUCCAGAAUUAUUUCAAAGAUUUGAUGACUACGAAAAGUUAAAUCCCGGCGUAUCAGCAUCUGUAUGUGAUGUAUCAUCAAUAGUUGUAUCAAAUUCAACUUUUGAUGCAUGUGACGCUGGAGUAGAGGAAAAAGUAUUUCUACAUACAGUUAUAAUCGGUUUAGCCUGUAUACCCACCAGUUUUUGGUUACCACUCUGUGUACAUCGAUUGGGUAUUAAAUUCUUCUUGGUGUUCAGUUUAACAGCGGCAGGAGUAGUAACAAUAGGUCUGUAUUUUGUAAGAACGUCUCUUGAAAAUCUGAUACUUUCCUGCAUUUUUGAAGCGCUUACAUCUCUAAGUAUAAGCACCGUCUACUGUGUAAUGGUGGAUCUUUUCCCAACCAAUUUAAGAGUUAUGGCGGCAGCAUUAUCAAUGACUUUUGGUCGCAGUGGAGCUUUACUCGGAAAUCUAAUAUUUGGUUUUCUAAUUGACCUCAAUUGUAUUAUUCCUAUUGUUGUGUUUUCUGCAAUGCUUUUCAUAAGCGGAUUUUUAUGUUGGUUGUUACCCAGUACAGGGUCUGAUGCCUUAGACUAGAUGUUAAACGAUUAAAUAAUUUAAUUAUAUAAAUUAAGGUUACAUGUCCCGUAUAUAUAAAUAUACACUGUAUCUUUCAAAAAAAGACACUCGUCCUAAAUCCUUAUGGUAAAAAAAAUCUAGAAUUAAUUAUAAUUAAUUGUAAUAAAAAUAAAAGCCAAACACACUAAAUCCAUCAAUAUUACACAAUUUUAAAUACAUCAUUAAAAAAAUUAGAACGGCAAUUGUUU
Molecule: messenger RNA, 2082 nt
Organism: Calliphora vicina (urban bluebottle blowfly)
Lineage: Eukaryota; Metazoa; Arthropoda; Insecta; Diptera; Calliphoridae
Product: synaptic vesicle glycoprotein 2B-like
Exons: 12
Coding region: 311-1852 (513 amino acids)
Biological process (GO): transmembrane transport
Cellular component (GO): membrane
Molecular function (GO): transmembrane transporter activity
Source: RefSeq, a predicted model, not a curated record